ACUCAUUUGCAUUCUACAAAUAGUGAUUGUGCACUCAACCAGCAGGUAAGGAAAAAUGGCAGGAAUAAAGAAGCUGCUUGAAGAAGUACAAGGUAAGAUAUACGAGAGGAUUGAAAACAACCCGCGUGAUUUUCGAUUUGAAAUAGAAGACACGGAAGAAGUGCGUCGCAAAAUGAAAUAUCUCGAACUUCACUUGCAAGAUGCACAAGAUUUUGAAGAAACAAAGGAGGAAAUGGAGGCAAUAGGAGGCCUAGCCCUUGCAUACCACAAACUAGGGGACUUUGAUCAAGCUUUGGGACUUUACAAAAAACAGCUUAAACUUGGCAAAAGAUUGGAUGAUGAAACGAAUUGCAGAAGGGCUCAUUGCAACCUAGGAAUUCUUUACAAGAGAAAGGGCGACUUGACUUUGUCUGUGAAGCACUAUAAUAAAGCACUUGCGAUUGCUAAAAGGAGGGGAGAACUUGGUGCCGAAGCACGUCUGUUUAACAAUCUUGCAAACCUAUGUGAGCUGCAAAUGGAUUAUGAAGGAGCAAUAGCAUAUCAAACGAGGAGACUUGACAUCGCGAAACAAAGAAGCGAUAAAGACGCACUCACUAAGGCAUACGCUGCACUUGGAAGUCUCUACCAUAUAACGGAAAAGUACAGUCAGAGUAUUGAGAGCUAUGAAGAUUUAUUGGCAACUUUGAGAUCAAAACUAAAAAUUCAAGACACAUUAGCAGACGACGCUUCGGGGUCUUCAGAUGAUGAUUAUGUUGAUUUUGAGGCAGAAGAAGACGAAGAUGACGUAGACGACGAAGAUGGUGGCAAAAAGGGAAAGAAGACAAAAAAACCAAAGAAAAAGAAGAAGAAGAAGAAAAAAUGAAAAAUUACUACAAUUGUAAAAUCAUAUCUAAGAAGAUCUUUAUCAUAAUUAAUGACUAAUAGCAUGCUAUGAAAUUGUCUUAAACUUGUCAUUAAUAGAGAACUAAGAAAAUUUGCAGUUAUUUUUUCUGAAAAUGAUAAAUGAGUAGAGUGAACGAAUAUGAAUAUUAUUGGAUAUGAAUAUGAAUAUGAAUGAUAUUAUAAUCGAUGAAUAACAACGAUAUGAAUAUUAUUGGAUAUGAAUAUGAAUAUGAAUGAUAUUAUAAUCGAUUAAUGACA
Rhopilema esculentum is the source of this 1140-nucleotide messenger RNA. RefSeq lists its product as uncharacterized. The record is from RefSeq and is a predicted model, not a curated record. NCBI's taxonomy places the organism in Eukaryota, Metazoa, Cnidaria, Scyphozoa, Rhizostomeae, Rhizostomatidae. Gene Ontology annotation, biological process: establishment of mitotic spindle orientation. Gene Ontology annotation, molecular function: G-protein alpha-subunit binding; GDP-dissociation inhibitor activity. Gene Ontology annotation, cellular component: cell cortex.